Messenger RNA from Trematosphaeria pertusa, 441 nucleotides. RefSeq lists its product as uncharacterized. Lineage: Eukaryota; Fungi; Ascomycota; Dothideomycetes; Pleosporales; Trematosphaeriaceae. Bases 1 to 441 code for a protein of 146 amino acids. The transcript is spliced from 2 exons. The record is from RefSeq and is a predicted model, not a curated record.
AUGCUGUCAAGCGUUCAUGCCUCGGCCAGCCCCCCACUGCUCGCCCUCUCUCUCAGCGUCCGGAGCAGGCGCCCGUCGGGCAGGAAGAAGAGCGGUCGCUCUGCAUCCGAACGAGGCCCUAGCUCCGGCCUCACCCGCACAGAACAACCUCCUUGUGCCACCACGCUCCACGUGAAAGCCCUUCUGCCGGAACGCCGGGGCAGUGCGGCGGUGCUGAUGGCAGAUGGUGCCACGUUGUUGUCGGCUGCCGGUCUUGUGAUAUCAGGCGGCCCCAGAGCCGGCCUGCCCAGGUGUCCGCAACGGCGAGCGCUCUCCUCCAUCAACAAGAAACGGCAGCGGCAGGGGAGCAGCGAGCCGGAUAUGCCGUCUGGCCGGUUGCAUCACAAACAAAGCCCAUCAGGGAUAGAUGAUGAUGCGCAUAAGGCGGUGAACGCUGCCUGA